CCGAAAAUAACCCGUCAUUUUUCACGUAAAGUUCAUAAAAAAUUGUGUGCGUCUUAGCAAACUUCAUUAAACCCCAGGAAUUAUUAUAAUUUUUCUCAUUACUGGACUCACAUGAGUUUUUCCAAACCCUAAUAAUAAUAAUAAUCGAACCCCAAGACCAGCAAUUUAUUUAUUAAACCAAAAUACAACCGAAAGCAAGAAAAAUGUCGACUGGAAAGGUUAUACAGGACCUUCCGGAGCUGCAAGUAUUCAAAACAGUGUUGUAUCAUUGCCUCUUCAUAAUUAUUUUACCGGUUCUGUCAUUCUUCCUGAGUAAAAUGUUCAUCUUCGAUGGGUUGCUAGGGUUGAAUACUGUCCCCAGCAGUAUUUAUUCCGCGAUCGUUGCAGUACUGGUGCUUCAUGGUGCCCUGGGGGCAUUCAUAUACAGAGCGUAUUUCCAACCUGAAAAAACGCAAUCCAAGAAGGACUAGAUUAUUCCCCCAUUCUCUAGUUAUCAGAUCACAAAAUUAUUGUUUUUCUGAAUUGAGAUUUCUUUAUGGUGAAUUAAUAAUCCGUUAUUCUUGAGGCGAAGAAUUUUCUACUCGAAAUUCGAUCGAUUGUAUCCCAAAGAGAAUCUACUUAAUUAACACGCGUAUAAUUCGAUCGAUACGAGUGUCAUUUAUUAAUUGAUUAAUUAAUUGAGUAGCGAUGAGGUAAAAUAGCCCGUCGACUCUUGGCUCCUGAAUUAAUCUAAUUUAUUGCUCGAUUAGUUUAAUAAUUUUUGAAUGAAUAAUUAAGAAAGCAGUGCACAUUGUUAUCUUUUUAAUCGCUUAGCAAUUCAUUUAUUUCAUCAUAAAUAAUUAUAAUCAUGUUAAGCAAUUCCCUAAAUUUUGCGUACAAGGAACAAUUACUUGGGAUGUAAAUAUUCGUGAACAGAAUGAGGGAAAUGGCUGUACGAAUGAUUGAAUCAGGUGUUGUAUUUUAAGCUCAAUGUCUUGUGUAUCGAAGAAAUAUUUUCUAUGGACGUGAAUAAAAGACAUAGUACACUGGUGA
This is a messenger RNA of Fopius arisanus, 1032 nucleotides long. RefSeq names its product vacuolar ATPase assembly integral membrane protein VMA21 homolog. Lineage: Eukaryota; Metazoa; Arthropoda; Insecta; Hymenoptera; Braconidae. The transcript is spliced from 3 exons. The record is from RefSeq and is a predicted model, not a curated record. The coding region runs from base 204 to 470 and encodes 88 amino acids. Gene Ontology annotation, biological process: vacuolar proton-transporting V-type ATPase complex assembly. Gene Ontology annotation, cellular component: endoplasmic reticulum membrane.